AUGUGGAUAAGGAUAAUAUACCUUCUGUCGGGGCUGAUUCUCGGUGUUUCAGCAGCCGAGGAGAGAUUUCCCCCGAAUGCCAAUCAUAUCUUCAACGCCGUCCAUUCAUCCAUGCGGCAAUGGGGCUCCUCACUGCACCACAACGGCAUGUCCUUCUUUUUGGCUUCAGUGCCCGCAGGGACGCAACUUUACCACGGGAACACAAGUCCUGAACCAGUCAAUGGAACGGAGUGGCUCGCUUUUGAGCCAGAACAUGCUCUGGUAUUCACAAAACCAUUCCCACAUGGCCCUCCACCACCCCCUGACCAACCACACGGUCGCUCCCAGAAACCGCUGCAGUCAACCCAAGAGCCGGAGUCAGAAGAUGACCCACACCAGAGAGGGUGGUUACACACCUAUACUACGGCCAAAGACCUGCGACUGCUGUAUGUCGACGGCAUGUCGGCCGCGAAAACUGACAAUGGGACCAUGGACUCCCAGGAUCGGAUCUUAUUCCACGAUAAACUGGAGGGUCGCCCGGCGAUGCAAGAGCGCGAACGGGCGGAUCUUGCGUGUCAAAUGGCACGCGAAAUGUGGAACGGUCGUCUUGAUGGGUUGCUUCGUAUGGAGGCAGGAUUCGAGGUGAUUUUGUGUGACUUUGGACGAGACCUGAAUGUCGUGCGUGUCACUCGAGUGAAAGGGGAUACGAAAAGGGGACAAAGAAAUGGAAGUGGUGGAAAUGGGACAAGCCAGGGGAACGAGUUGGGUGGGGCCAGGCUUUGGUACAAGGCCGCCGCGUCGAGAUACGGCGGUAUUGGGGGCCGUCGAGUUGCUCUCAACUAUGAUCAUUUCGUCUCGGCGUUUGCCUAUGGGUUGGAUCUGUUUCGCCAAUCUGAAGACACCGGUGUCAUGCAUCCUCGACUGACCAAUGUCCCUUCUCAAGACCUCGACCCGAUUCGGCAAGAUCUAAGCCGGCUUAUCCUCGAUCACGACCCAAUAGAGGUGUCAUUCGAUUGGCAGGCUAUUGCGGACAUGGUGGUGGAGCGAUACGGGCGCGAUCUGCGGUAUAUGACGUCUGGACAGCUCACGACCAUGAGUCAACUCGAGGAGGAAAUCGAAAGUACCCUGAUCCCAUUCAUCGACUACGACGACCGAAACACCUCAAGUGAGGUCGAUCGAUGCUCCUACCAGUUUAUCCCUGCAGAAGCACCACAGGAAGGGCUCGCUGCCCUCGCAGUGCGAUCCGUAGCCAGGUCGAUUUGCACUACUCUGGUGGAUGUGUGGAGUCAAUCGGACUACCCGAUGGCUAUCGCCCAACUCCAGGAGCUGACUGACUACUUGUCGUGGACAACUUGGAAGGAAUGCGGAAAGUGUCCCGAUAAUGAGAUCUGCAUGGUGCCUCUCUGGCCGCUGGGAACAAUAGAGGAUUAUAAGCAUCCUGAGUGUCGCGAUGCCUCGAUGCCGAAUGGAAAGGGCCGGAGGUACUGGGGAACCCUGCCCCAGCCCCCCGCCUGGCGAUGA
Messenger RNA from Aspergillus campestris IBT 28561, 1500 nucleotides. RefSeq lists its product as uncharacterized. The record is from RefSeq and is a predicted model, not a curated record. Lineage: Eukaryota; Fungi; Ascomycota; Eurotiomycetes; Eurotiales; Aspergillaceae. Bases 1 to 1500 code for a protein of 499 amino acids. The transcript has a single exon.